AUCACCAUCACCGGGGGAAGCGGUUGCGAAAAGAAACUCGACAGUAAAAAGCAAGAUUAGAACCAGCCCAUGCGUCAGGUACCUAACGUAGCGCCGGUACAUGGCAUGUACCUCUUUGUCGCUCAUCCUGCCCCUUCCCCCUCCAGCAGCACCUGCCCAGAUCCAACUCCAAUCCAGAUCCCAAGCCCAAACCCCAGAUCCAUGCCUCUCGCCCACAGCUUCCUAGGUACUCAGGUACCUGGGUAGACGCUCAGGCCAUGCCCUGCCGGGCCGUUUCUCAGCAAACACGAGCAUCAGACAAACACUAGCCUCGCCUUCUACCAUUUUUCCCGCCGCCCCCUUCCCAGCCCUUGACUGGACUGUCCCAGACACGCAACGCCAGAACACCAGGACGCCAUAUUCGGGCUCGAGGACCAGCGCAAGAGGGCAGAAACGGCCACAGCCGCAACCACGCCGGGUGCCAGGACAAGCACGGGGACAAGGGCGAUAUCACGCUCCAGACCAUGUCCUUCCCAGCCGGACACAGACAACUGCUGCUGCCUCUAUCUCCCCACGACCGCGACUCGGCUGCUCACCCACUGGCUACCUAGCCACCCCUAGGUAGGCACACGCUGGCUGCUUGCUUCGUUGCACCUUUCAUGAAACCGCACCGCAUCGCUCCCUCCCCCGCGCCCCCAAGUGGCCUGCCAUCACAGUCGCGUCAGCAACCCCCGGCGACGUGAUUCGCGCACUGCUGCUCCGCCGCUCCGCCUGGCCCGCCGCAGCAAUGCAUCACGACGUCGGCACGCACGGUGUCGACGCCCACCCACAACCCAGUCCCGCGGAGCCACAGGUACACGAGCCACAGGUCCACGAGCCGUCAACACGAGCCACCGGCCCCAUCGCUGCGCUUGCCAAUGGGGCCUCCGAUAUUGGCACCUCUGGCCCUGCACCCACCAUGCCAGCCGACAAUGAUGGCGCCGAAAAGGGGCAAACAAGUUUCUCGCCGGCUUCGCCAUCCACGCCCUCCAGUCUCGACUCAGGUUCCAAUCCUCGUCACUCGCUCGACCACCCUCAUCCCCUCCACCAGGAUCAAGAUAUCCUGUCCAGCCCCAGGCACGAGCUAGAGCUCAUCCCCGAGGACCGAUCCCUCGACGGCAUCGCCUCUCCCCCAACCGCCGCCUCGCCGCUGCACAUCAGCACAAACACCACCCCCAACGCCCUCCCUUUCUCCCCCUCAACCCGCACAUCUGGUGCAUCCACCCCCGAGACGGGCAUCAUACGGCCUGCAGUACGCCGUCCUGCCCCGAGCCACCCACUGCCACCCCGCCCGGCAUCGCCCUCCUCCCCCGUCGAGCCACCCCUGUCGCCCGUCAUCCGCAGUGCCUCCACGCACUCCGUCCUGCGCCACCCUGCACCCGACAACGUCGUCAACGCUCGGUCCGGCUCCUACACCGGCAACAUUGCUGCCCUCGAGGCCACCGCCGAGCGAUUUUCCAUGACGAGCAGCAUAGAGGACGCCAUCAGGAACGCCCACGAGGAGCUGAAGCGCAGCGACAGUCGUCGCUCGUCUAUUCUCGCUGCGAGCGUCAGGAGUGCCGGCGACUUCGGCGUCGACAGCCCCCCGGGCAUCGCCCCAGCGCCCUUGUUCGCGCGCCAGAGCUCCAUCGUCGGUCUGAACACCGAGGCGAGGUUGGGGGGUUACUCUCCCGCGGGAUACAUCAUGAGUCCCACCCAGUCACUCACCGGCCGUCUCAGGAGCGCGAGCAAGAGCAGCGGCGCGUUGUCAAGGGCGAACAGCACCAGGAGCAAGCCUGACACAAUCGACGGCGAGGCCUUUCCCAACCUGUCGGCCUCGUCAAUGACAAGGUCCGGUCCGGGCAAGGGCUCUGUGCGCAGCGUGCACAGUGUCCAGAGCAACCGCUCCGGCCCUCUGUCCCUCGCUGAGAUCGCCGAGAUGGAGCCCCCCUCCGCCUUGACCAUGGACGCGAUGGACGAAGCUGAUCGGACCAUUCCGAACCUACGAGACCUGGGGGACGACGAUGAUGCCAUACUCGCGAGGGCUCAUCAACAUGUGGAGCCAGACGCAACAGACAUUGAAAUCGCCGAGGAGGUGGACAGGCGGGACUCGAGGGACCUGGACAGGACUCCCAUGCUAGAUCACUCUGCGGAUUCAUACUGGGAUAGCCACGAGGAUGCGAAUUUCCAGCUCCGAAAUCCCCAGGAUCCCCCUUCGGCCCGGGUUAGGGACGAGUUCGAACAACCUCCGGCUGAGCAACGACCCGGCGGCAGCGAGUCGCCAGAUACCGAAGACGAGGACAACGCCUUCGCUGAUUUCGACGGAAUGCAUUGUGAUCCUGACACGGUGGCCGAGCAAUUCCCUGUACAGCCAGAUGAGGCUCAGUAUUCGCGGCCACGGCAGAGGCAGUCGCAGAUGCCAAGGGUGCGGCCGCAGUCGUACCUUGACCCGGAGACAGGCCAACAGAUGCUCUACUAUCCUGCGCGCGUCCCUGCCAUGCUGAAUCUGCCCCCGAAACUCGGGAAAGGGGUGAAAUCCACACAGCGCAACAUGCGGCGAAGCCAGGUGCUCAGUCAGAUGCCACAGGCAUCUCGGGAAAGCAGGGCUUGGCUGCCAGAUCCCCUGGAAGGCGAGGGUCCCAUAGACUUGAUGGGUGAAGACACAACGAACUUUGUCCACUCUGGCUCCCAGGGUCGGGGUCCCAAGGACACCCUCGUCGGCCCUGGAGAGUUGGAGCCCUCCCCCCGUGGACCAUCAGUAGAUGCCCCCGAAGUACAACCGCUGCGGCGUCCCGGCAAGCUGCGAGAAUCGGGCCAGCGCGGUUCUCGCAUGGACCUCUCAGAGCUUCCACCGCAGUUGCGUGCUAGCGUCUUUUUCGACAUGCCCGGCGAGAGCCCAAAGAUAGAAGUGAAGGAUGGGUCCGCCAUGAAGACGCUUGACAGCAUCCUAGAUGCAGCAGCGUCGGCGCCUGUCAACGCUUUCACAGACCAUGCCUUUGCUGGUCGUCUGGGACCUGAGGUCUAUGGGCUUGGCAACAGAACCAACCGCAAGAGCAGGAUGAUGUCGGCAGCCGAUGACGCGGGUGAGUGUGAACGCGGCCCUGUGGCCUCGAAGAGCACGGCGUCUCUCGCCGUGCCAGAGGCAGAGAAGCGGAAAUCUGUCUGGUCUCUACUGGCAGGGCGCAGCAAGUCCAAGAGCAGUGCCAAUCUCAUCGCCGACAGAGACGAAGACGCCCGCUCGAGGCUGUCUGGCUCAGGCCGUGGCGAGAGGGACUCAUCUCCCGAGGCCGAUGAGCGCUCAGCUUUGGCACCUGACGAGGAGAGAGAGGGCUCUGACUCCGAGGAGGAGCAAGUCUACACUGGUCCCCCCACGACUCUCUUGGCAGAGUUACAGCUGCGCAAACAGCAACACAAGAAUCGCACCCGCAACCCGCUAAACAACGCCAACGGCCUUCACAGCACGCUAUUGGAGCUUGACGCCGUUGCACAGAUCGAGGCUCGGUCUCGCAAGAACAAGAAGGUCAACCUUGCGUGGGCUGCCGAUCCGGACGAUCUGGAGGAAUCGGACGACGAAGAUGUGCCACUCGGCUUACUGGCAGCCAAGAAGCAGAUCGGGCCAAACGCCACCGAACGCGACCUGGCCGUGGCCGCUCAGGAGAUCAGCAGGCCCUUGGGCCUGAUGGAGAAACGUGACCUGGAGGACAACGAGCCCCUGUCUCGUCGGCGCGACAGGCUGCAGGGCAGGGAGGUUGCACCAAGCAUGUACCUCCAGCCGGGGGUGAACGGGACCAGAAUGACGCUGAUGCCGGGGACCCACAGCCCACGCCUCCUGCAGCCUACGAGCCCCGGCGCGUCCGGACCACACUCCCGAACUGCAAGCAUGGUAAGCCAGGGGCAGGCGGCGGAGGAAAUAGAGGGCGAGACUCUUGGUCAGCGGAUAAAGAGGCUUCGUGCCAAAGAAGAAGGCGAGAGCCCGCUUCCGAGUGCCAGGCCGGUCAGCACGGCAUUCUCGACUGAGCUACUUGGCGAGCUGGGAAUAGGCGGUGAGGAGGACGACAAAAUCGCACAGAACGUAGACAAGGGGAAGGGCAAGGAGCCCCAGGCACCACCAGCCGAGGAGGAAGAGACACUGGGUCAGCGCCGGCGGCGACUACAAGCGGAGCGCGAAGCCCGCGAGCAGGAGAUGGGAAUUCGAGCUGUGUCGGGUGACAGCCAAAGAGGUGCGGUCUCGAGCCGUCUAGACAUGGCGGACGUGCUCCGCGCGAACCCAAUGGAGGGCCCGCAAGGCAGGGUGGACCCCCGCGAAGCAGAACGACUCCGGAAGGAGGCCGAGGCCGCGCGCGUGGUACGCGAGCAAUCUGAAAAGAUGGCGGCAUUCCGAGCGCAGGUUCCGCACAGGCAGCGAGACCCUAGCGGCGGGGUUAUGAAAGCAGGCGGCUACCAAGGGGGCAGGUUCAACGACAGCAGCGGUGGCCACGGCCUGGUCGGUGUGCUCGGACAGCCCCAGGGCCACAACCUCAGGGCGAGCAUGAGCAUGGGCCAGCUUGGGCAGGGCGGGCAGGCCGUGAUGGCAGGCGGCAUGGGCGGCGCGCGCAUGGGGCCGCAGCGAAAUGCGACGAACCUAAUUGGUGCUGCUGGCAACUACGGCAACCCCAACGUCGGACCCGAUGGCAUGAACCCUGUCUUCUCGAAAGGCAACACCUUUGGGCGAGGGUACAACGGCGGUCUACUGCAGCAAGCGCAGUAUCAGGAACCCAACCCCUUUGUCAACGGCAGCCUACUCGCGUCAGGAGGGUACGGUGCCUUUGGUGGAGGGAUCGGACAGGCGGGUGGCUACGCGCACAACCAGACGGCGUACGGGGCAGGAGUUGGAUUGUCUGGCGGUCUGCACGGCGGCUAUGGGAUGCAGGCCGGCGCACCACUCAACAUGGGCCUGAACCCGCCGGGUCAUUCCGACCGUGUCGAGAGCUGGAGGCAAGGCAUCCGAUGAAGUGAGGUAGGGAUCUGGGCUAUCUAAUUGCCCCUGGCCGGCCAGCUACGGGGCUGGGCGGGGCUGGGAACGAAUACAGAGAGGUGGGAGGGGACAUUAGCAUCAACCGGCAUUACACGGGACGGCAAGUUACAAUAUGGGAUUACUACUCGGGACGGGAAUGCAUCUAUGUAUACGAGCGUUGGGACUUUGCAUUUGCGGCGGCGUCUGGGCCUCUCUGGCGAGAAAGGAUCGAGAAAGGACGGAGAUGGUCAGGGAGGGAGGGCCAACCCUGGCUGGGUCGUCGAGCUUGCGUACACAAGUGUAGGGCACAUACGCAUGUGGGUAUAUGCAUAUAUGUGUGUGUCCCGCUGCGCAUGUGCAUGACACAUCUAAUUCUUAAAAUUAUCACCAGAUAUAUCAACAAGCGCACGCCACUGGCGUUUCGAACCA
Diaporthe batatas is the source of this 5419-nucleotide messenger RNA. RefSeq lists its product as uncharacterized. The record is from RefSeq and is a predicted model, not a curated record. The transcript has a single exon. The coding region runs from base 767 to 4987 and encodes 1406 amino acids. NCBI's taxonomy places the organism in Eukaryota, Fungi, Ascomycota, Sordariomycetes, Diaporthales, Diaporthaceae.